ACUUUUGAAUUUUUUUAUUUAUAUUUUAAAAUUUUUUGAAUAGAAAUAACAUCCUUCUUGUUAAGCGCAAACUAGUCAAAUUACGAGGUCCAUGAGCCAAUUAUCGCCUUAUGAUUGAUAGACCACUAACAAGGAUGCUAAUUUUCCUCACUUGAAAGAGUUUUGUAAGGUUGUAUCGAUUACGGUCGGUUGGGUAAGUUUAAGGGACCAAGGUAAAGGAUACAUGAGGAAUCACAAGAAUUACUGGGGGCAAAUUGGUCUUUGAACAGUCCGAGCAGCCGCGUUCCAGCGUUAGGGUUUCGUAACCCAGCGUUUACAAAAAGAGACAUACAUAAACCGAGCUUAUCAGGAUCCAUAGUCUCUCACCUUCUCCGUCUCUCUGGGCUAGGGUUUGUGUUGUAGCCAAUGGGAGUGUUCACGUUCGUGUGUCGGAACUCCGGGGGCGAAUGGAGCGGGAAGCAGCUGAAGGGAGAUCUGGAGGCAUCGGCUCCGUCGACCUAUGAACUUCAGAGGAGCCUCGUCAAUACUGUUCUCUCAACCGACUCCUCAGGCGGCGUCCAGUCCUCUUUCUCCAUGGUCACUCCUUCCUCUGCUGUUUUCCAGGUGAUUGUUGGAGGAGGCGGUGGUGGAGCUUUAUUUGGAGGCGGCGGAGGAGCUGCUGCAGGGGCUCCUGCUGGGGGUGGGGCACCGGCUGCUGAGGCUCCCCCUGCAGAGGAGAAGAAGGAAGAGCAAGAGGAGAGUGAGGAUGAUUUGGGAUUCUCACUCUUUGAUUAAAGCAUCUUUGUACUCAAUUUCCCAUUUGCUGCUAAGGCCUUCCUAUAUGUCUUGACAUCUUUAGAACUUUUGGAUAGAAUUGAGUCCUCAAGAUUUUCUAGUUUGACAUGAUGAAUUUUGUGUUAAAAAUAUUUGUUUUCAUCUAGCAUAUUCAUGUUUGUUUAAGCAAUGCUUAUGAAUUUUGUGUUAAAAA
Messenger RNA from Malania oleifera, 967 nucleotides. RefSeq names its product large ribosomal subunit protein P3-like. The transcript has 2 exons. NCBI's taxonomy places the organism in Eukaryota, Viridiplantae, Streptophyta, Magnoliopsida, Santalales, Ximeniaceae. The record is from RefSeq and is a predicted model, not a curated record. Gene Ontology annotation, cellular component: ribosome. Gene Ontology annotation, molecular function: structural constituent of ribosome. Bases 406 to 774 code for a protein of 122 amino acids.